Brugia malayi is the source of this 3303-nucleotide messenger RNA. RefSeq lists its product as uncharacterized. Gene Ontology annotation, molecular function: protein binding; structural constituent of nuclear pore. Gene Ontology annotation, biological process: protein import into nucleus; poly(A)+ mRNA export from nucleus; transcription-dependent tethering of RNA polymerase II gene DNA at nuclear periphery. The transcript has 24 exons. Lineage: Eukaryota; Metazoa; Nematoda; Chromadorea; Rhabditida; Onchocercidae. The coding region runs from base 1 to 3303 and encodes 1100 amino acids. Gene Ontology annotation, cellular component: nuclear pore outer ring. The record is from RefSeq and is a predicted model, not a curated record.
AUGGAAUCGGUAGAGCUUGUAUUGGAAUCAGUUGGGAAUGAUUAUCCGGGUUUAGUACGUGAAGCUCUUGCUGGAAAGGAACCAAACACGUUAUGUUCAGGCUCCCUGUCCAGUUGUGGUUAUGCUUGGCUAAUAAUUGGUCAAAGUCUGUAUGUGUGGAAGUAUGAUGCGGAGGAUGACUAUAUAGGUGCACCGGCAGUACUUAAUAUGCCACCAUCUGGGCUUCCAUACAAUGCACAAACUGUUUGCAUAUAUAAAAGACAAGGUUUUUCAACAUUGGGUAUAAUCGCCGUAACACCGGAAGGUGUUGUCCGACAUUGGUCUAUGCCAGAUCGUCAUUUUAGUGAUAGUUCAGUUGAUCUCGAUCGAGAGGUUGCGCUAUCAUUAACAAGGGUUAAUUUGCAAUCAUCAGAAGGAAUAUGCUUUCUUCUGGCAACAACGACAUGCUCAUUGUUCUUAUUGAAUGUCAAUGUGAGUAUUGCUCCUACACCAGGAAAAAGACAACGAUUAUCUUCCGAAAUUACCAUAAAAACAAUUCAUACAAAUGCACGAAGCGGUAUUAGUGGUAAAUUGGCUUCAGCAAUCUUUGGUGAAGGAAGACAAUCUGGAGCAAAGUUAGUUAAAGCUCUGGUAUAUGAACAGUCAAACGGUGAUUUGGUGAAUUCACGUUCCAAUGCGUCAAGUAGUUCAAAUUCUGUUGUUGCCAAGAAUAUGCAUAUACUUGCUGCAACCGAACAUCAUCUUUACUCGUAUUCGAUAAGAGAUUCUGCUAAAAUUUGGAGCUGUCAAUUGGCAAAUAUAGCUAGCGAGCAUUUUGCAUUAAAUCUAUGGAAUUCAUAUGACGUUGAGGAGUGUAGCGAAUGGCAUGAAGAGAUCAAAACUUGGAUACUGGAUGUGGUUAACAUCAGGAAUGGUGCAUUGGUCUUAUUCGCAUGUAGUAAUAAAGUUGUUUCUAAGCAGAUAUACUUUGCUUUUGGUUAUAUAUCGGAAUAUGAUGGUGCACAUCCUCCUGCAGAUAUAGAAUGGUUUUGUGUUUUAAAGGCUCUCUCAGACAAGUACGAGAUAAGCGAAAAAAAUGCUUUGGCAGAUAUUGCAUUGAGAUUACCAACCGGCUCAGAGCAAGUUCUGCAUGACAAAAUGGAAAGUGUUCUUGUGGUUACACAAAAAGCUAUUUAUUCUUUCUCUCUGCCGGAUCGAUUGCUGAAAAAAACUCCAUUCAAAUUGGUAUUAUGUGCUAAGUACAAUGCUACAUUUAUUAGUUCGGGUCGUGAUACACGAUAUUGCUAUAUUUUCUUGGAGGAAACUGGUUUACAACGAGUACGAUUACUUCCUAGAGGAUUUGAUGCAAAUUUGGCACAAACUAUAGCACAAAUGAGUAAGAUGGAAGUUCAUCCAAUAAAUUUAUCAAGUGUCACAACUGAUCGUCGUGCACUCGCCAUGGCAUUCUAUCUCUUUUCAAAAGCUGACUUGCAUGAAGCUAACAAAAUGAUGCAAGAACUUUUGGAGAAUCGACAUACUGGAAUAGCUCAGAUAUGUGUUGAUUAUGCAAUUGAUUUAGCUGAUGAUAUUCCGAAUGAUGAACGUUGGAUUGCUGUUAACCAUCCAUCUCAUUCAGUAGCAACAGCGGACCAGUUAUCCUCUAAAAGUUCAUUUUUAUUGGAGGUACACUUGGAAGAGCAGAAGAAGAGAGUGUUGGCAAUGUUUAUUCUUUUUAUUAAAAAUGUUGGAUUCGAUGAUAAAUUGAAUCGAACUAUUAAAACACAUCUUUCUCAGUCGCGUAGCGCACGUUCUCAAAUUGUUGAAUUAAUCGAAAAGAUUGAUAUUGCGAUUGAUUUAUAUAAAUGGAGUAAGAAAAAUCCGUCAUCAAUUUUUGAUGCAGCCAUAGAAAGAAUAUUAUCGAAGCGGAAAGAAGGCAUUGACAGAGAACGAGAUCUGCUCACUCGAUAUGAUUAUUUCUUCCGAGAAAUUUCUCGAAUUGAAGAGUUGUUCAAUGGACUUUUGGAAGAAGAAGAAGAUAUUAUAGGAAAUGAUGAUGAAAUGCUCGAUUAUAAGGUGGAAUGUGUUGAAUAUGUUGGUACUGCUUUAAUUAUUGGAAAAGAAGCGAUUGAUCAACGUCGUGAUGAUGCUGUUCUCGAUAUGGGAAAUGAUUUACGAUGGACGCAAGAAAAACAUAUAUUGAAACCAUUCAUAAAACAUUUGAACAUGUUAUUCAAUUGUAUCAAUCAAGCUGGUCAUGAAUGUUCAAAAUAUGUAGCAUUGUUGAAACAAGGUGUAGUUAUUGCUGCUUUCAUAAUGAAUGAGCAAGCAUUUGAUGAACGACAAAAUUCAUCAAUUGUUGCCAAAUUUUUGGAAAUUUCUGAACAUACAAUUGCUAUAGAAUUAGCUAAACGUUUUCAGGACUACAAAACUCUGAUACGAUUGGCAUGUGCUUUACCAGAUAUUGAAAGGAAAGCUAAAAUUGAAGAAUACAAGGAAUUCUUCAGUUCUGGCGACUUUUGCAACAUGUUAUAUGAAUAUUAUUUGGAAAAUGGAUAUAUGAGAGAUUUGCUGGAAGUGAAAGAACCAGAAGCAAAUCUUUUCUUUGCAACACAAACUAAUGUUGGAUGGAUGCGUGAUCUUGAAAAUGGCGAUUUUGCCAAGGCAUGUCACACUCUUAAAACGCUCUCACGGAAAUCAAACGACGAUGUUAUACUUAAAAGGCGUUUGCUUUCCUUUGCAAAACUUUCUGCCCUUUGCGAAGAUGAAGUGGAUGAGAACUUCUUGGAGGGUGUUAAACGUGACCUCAAUUUGAUUAAGCUUCAACAAAAACUUGACCCCAAUUUAGAAAUGAAAUUUGACUCACCUGAUCCUGUUUCAAAGAUACGAUCAUGUACUGCAGAAGAGAUUAUAAGAGCAAAUUUGAGUGAUACGUCAUGUAAUAUUGAUCGAUGCUUUGACGCACUGCUCACAUUAUCAACAUUGAUCGACGAAGAAGCAUCAAAUGGAAUAGCAAGUGAUUUAGUACAUUCUUUGCAAACUAAAAUAUGGAUAGCAGCUGUAAGGGCAAACAGUGAAUAUUGGAAAAAAGUGACACCAGAUGAUGAUCCAAGAUAUCCAACAGUUUAUAGCGAAUUGUUAGAUAGGAUUGUUGCAUGUGAUGAAUUAUCAAGCGAGCGAAAAAUUGAAUUAAUACCUGAUACUAAAGAAUUGGCUGAAUGCUUGACAGAAUUUGCUCAUAACAAAUUAUUCGGUGUUUUACUUCGAACCAAUGAAGAGGCUGCUCGAAGAAGUAUUUCAGAUAGGGAAAGCAUAAGGGUCAUCUAA